This is a messenger RNA of Notothenia coriiceps (black rockcod), 1550 nucleotides long. Its product is annotated as NAD kinase-like. NCBI's taxonomy places the organism in Eukaryota, Metazoa, Chordata, Actinopteri, Perciformes, Nototheniidae. The coding region runs from base 236 to 1471 and encodes 411 amino acids. The transcript is spliced from 11 exons. The record is from RefSeq and is a predicted model, not a curated record. Gene Ontology annotation, biological process: NAD+ metabolic process; NADP+ biosynthetic process. Gene Ontology annotation, molecular function: NAD+ kinase activity.
GUGACGACUCUCCUGAACCGCUCUAGAAACAUCUCUGCACCCCUCGGGUUUUACAUGGUUUUACACUGGGUUUUUAGCAUUUUAGCGUUUAAACCUUGACGGCAAUGUCUGUCUUUAAAGACACGCGUUUAUAGCGUCUAAACACACUCGAUGAAGUAGAAGCAAUAUAAGCAUGUUUUCUUCUUUCUGACAAAGACAAACAUCAACCCUUAUGAACCCAAAGCUUCCCUGAAGCAUGGAGAGCUCAGAGUCCGGCCCAUCGCUGGGGCCCCUUGCAGCGCCGGACAGAGGCACGGAGCGACCCUCAGCAUCCCAUAAUCAGCCCUCCAAGCACCGGGAGCACCCGCCCAAGUCACCAAGGAGACGGCAUAAGGGGACAAGGUCACAGCAACGGGGGGCCGGUCAUGAACAGCUGCUGUGGGAGAGUGAGCGGCUGAGGUUGCCGGGCCAACAGGAGCACCUGGAGCCCUCUGGCUCAACGAGCGACACAGCGGAAAGCUCUCCUAAGAGGAGAGCCCACUUUCUACAUGGACCGUAUCCAGCCACUCACUUCGGACCCAAAGCCUGUAUUCUUCCCAACCCAACUUCAGUCAUGCACAUCCAGGACCCGGCCAGCCAGCGGCUCACCUGGAACAAACCUCCUGUCAACGUUCUUGUCAUCAGGAAAAUCAGAGAUGAGAGCCUCGUCGAGCCUUUCAAAGAGCUCUGCAGGUUUCUAGUGGAGGAGAAACAGAUGAUGGUGUACGUGGAGCGCAGAGUAGCAGACGACGCUACGCUGUCGAAGGACGAGGCGUUCGGAUCCAUCCGCAACCAGCUCUGCACCUUCAGAGAGGGUUACGAUGAUAUCUCUGACUGCAUCGACCUGAUCAUCUGUCUGGGUGGAGACGGGACUCUGCUCUACGCCUCCUCUCUCUUCCAGGGCAGCGUGCCUCCGGUCAUGGCGUUCCACCUCGGCUCUCUGGGUUUCCUGACGCCCUUCAAAUUCGAGUCGUACAAGACCGAAGUGGCCAAAGUGUUUGAAGGCAAUGCAGCCAUUACUCUGCGCAGCCGUCUGAAGGUGAAGGUGGUGAAGGACAUGCUCCAGAGGACGGGCCAGCAGCCGAGCAGCAGAGAGACACAGCAGCAGGAACACAACGGACUGCUCCCUCACACACACACCAACAGCGAGGCCGGAAAGGUCACCCUGCAGCUCCAGGUGUUGAAUGAGGUGGUGGUGGACCGAGGCCCCUCCUCCUACCUCUCCAAUGUGGACUUGUACCUGGACGGUCGCCUCAUCACCUCGGUGCAGGGAGACGGUGUGAUCGUGUCCACGCCCACAGGCAGCACAGCCUAUGCAGCCGCAGCCGGAGCCUCCAUGAUCCACCCCAACGUCCCCGCCAUCAUGGUGACCCCCAUCUGCCCCCACUCGCUCUCCUUCAGGCCCAUCGUGGUGCCCGCGGGGGUCGAGCUCAUGGUGAGAGGCAAACACUGAGAUCCUUGCAUGGUGUUUACAGAAAGGUGACAAACAAAAACCUUAACCAAGGAAACGUCUUAGAAAGGUAUUGGGUCAA